Molecule: messenger RNA, 1059 nt
Organism: Fonsecaea multimorphosa CBS 102226
Lineage: Eukaryota; Fungi; Ascomycota; Eurotiomycetes; Chaetothyriales; Herpotrichiellaceae
Exons: 2
Coding region: 1-1059 (352 amino acids)
Molecular function (GO): oxidoreductase activity, acting on NAD(P)H
Source: RefSeq, a predicted model, not a curated record
AUGAAAGCAGUCGUGACCAAGGACAAGGACGUGUACGUCGACCGGGCCCGCCCGCUCCCCAAACUCCGCGACGACUACAUCCUGGUCAAGACCGUGGCCGUGGCGCUCAACCCGACGGACUGGAAGCACGCGGCGUUCGGGCUGGCCGCCGACGGCGGUCUCUUGGGCUGCGACUUCUCGGGCGUCGUCGAGGAGGUCGGCCCCAAAGUCACCAAGCACUACUCCAAGGGCGACCGGAUCGCGGGCGUCGCUCACGGCGGCAACUACGUGCAGCCCGAGGACGGGGCUUUCGCCGAGUAUGUGGUGGCCAAGGGCGACGUUCAGCUUAAGAUCCCGGACAGCUUGGGCUUCGCCGAGGCGGCCACCAUGCCCCUGGGUAUCACGACGGUGAUGCAGGGUCUGUAUCAGAAGGCGUUGAAGUUGAACUGGCCGACCGACCCGGUCAAGGAGAAGACGUUUAUUCUGAUCUAUGGCGGGAGUAGCGCGACGGGGGCGCUGGGUAUUCAGUUUGCGAAAUUGUCCGGCUACACCGUAAUCACGACAUGCUCGCCCCGCAACUUCAGCUACGUGCAAUCCCUCGGCGCCGCCCACGCCUUCGACUACAACGACGCCGCUUCGCCCUCCAAAAUCCGCGACCUGACCUCCAACACGCUCAGACUGGCCUGGGACACGAUCAGCGAAAAGGGCUCGCCGCAGUUCUGCGCCGACUCUCUCUCCACCGAGAGCGGCGGCGGCGGCGGCGGCUUGAAAUACGGCUCCAUCCUCGACGCCAAGUGCCCCCGCGACGACGUCGAGAGCACCAGGACGCUCAUGUACACCAUCUUCGGCGAGCCAUUCAGCUUCGGCAAGACGCAAAUCCCCGCCGUCCCCGAGGAUUUCGAGUACACCAAGAAAUUCCUGGCCAUGGUCGAGGGGUUGUUGAAGGACGGGAAACUGAGGCCGCAUAAGGAGAAGGUCGGUAAGGGUGGGCUCGAGGGCGUGAUCAAGGGCAUGGAGGAUCAGAAGAAUGGCAAGGUCAGUGGUGAGAAGUUGGUGUAUUUGGUCGAGGAGACGCCAUGA